Molecule: messenger RNA, 1949 nt
Organism: Lucilia cuprina (Australian sheep blowfly)
Lineage: Eukaryota; Metazoa; Arthropoda; Insecta; Diptera; Calliphoridae
Product: zinc finger protein 878
Exons: 2
Coding region: 78-1781 (567 amino acids)
Biological process (GO): regulation of transcription by RNA polymerase II
Cellular component (GO): nucleus
Molecular function (GO): zinc ion binding; RNA polymerase II cis-regulatory region sequence-specific DNA binding; DNA-binding transcription factor activity, RNA polymerase II-specific
Source: RefSeq, a predicted model, not a curated record
AAAUGUAAACAAAAUUUGAAAAAAAAACUUGGAUAUUUUUAGAAAAAUUGAAAAAAAUUUCAAUUAUUGCCAGAAAAAUGUUGAAUAAAGAUUUAAAAAUAAGUUUAUGUCGCACCUGUUUACAGUAUUUUAAAGAAGGAAAGUUUUUCGAUAUUUUCCAAACUUUGGAUUUGGCUCAAAAGUUGAUACAAUGUUCCGGUCUAACAAUGUCAGCCUCCGAUGCAUAUCCUCAUUAUGUGUGCGAACAAUGUUAUGAACAAAUUUUAUUGUUUUAUGAAUUUCAACAAAUGUGCCGCAAUUCUUUGCAUAAAUUUAAUGAUUUAUUAAAAACUAAGCAGGAGCUGAAUGAAGAAGUGAGUCAAAUUGAAUUGGAGGAACUUGUGGAUUCAGCAAAAGAUCCCUUAAAUGUUGAUAGGAAGCCGCUAAAUCGUGUAGAGGAGAAUUUUAAGAAGACUUUACAAGAAAUAGAUAUUCAAGGAGAUUGUUGGGAAAAGAAAAGAAGAGGAAGGCCUCCUAAAAAGAAAAUUGUUAUUGAGAAUCCGCAAGGAAAUGUGGAGAGCAAAAGAGAAAGCUGUAGCUUAACACAGCAAGAUAUUAUUAGUAAAUCUUUGAAAAAUGAAACUAUAAAGGAAUAUAAAGAUGAAUUAUUCAAAGAAGAAUAUAAGGAUAUUUUGGACAACACACAAGAGAAUGCAAUUACUGUGCCAAAUGAACAAAUAAUCACAAAUAAAGCACUUACUAAUGUUGAGGAAAGAAGAGAGGAAAAGACUCUAUCCGAUAGCGAAAGCUGUUCUUCAACAAAAGAAAGUUUUUCUCCUGAAAAGCCUAAACAUCAAUGUGAUCGUUGUAAUGAAAGCUUUAGUGUGCUACACCGUUUCGAGGCCCACAAACGAGAACAUGAUGGCUUACCUCCUUACUCCUGCUACUAUGAAGGAUGUAAACGUUCUUUCAAUCGCUGGCAUAACUACAAUAAACAUCAAAAAGAACACAAGCUGGCAGAAGAUCAAACCUACAAAUGUGAUGUGGAUAAUUGUGAAAGAAUAUACAAGAAUAAAUCUGCCCUAAAUGUGCACAAACGUAAAUAUCAUAAUAUGGGUCCCGAACUUAAGACCCAUAUGUGUGAAAUUUGCGGUAAAGUAUUCAAAUCUUCGGCCGUUUUAAAUGAUCACCACUAUACUCAUAUUGAUAAAACCCAAUUACCGUAUGCCUGUGAAGAGCCGAACUGUAGUAAACGUUUUUCCAAUAAGGAAAAACUUAAAAUACAUAAAAUGCGUCAUGCCGGCAUUAAGAACUUUAGUUGUCCCUAUUGUGGCAUGCUUAAGACAACACGUAAUGAACUUAAAAUACACAUUAACUAUCACACCCUGGAAAGAACUUGGCCAUGUCGGUUUUGUCCCAAAGUCUGUAAUAGUGCGGGCAAUUUAAAAAUGCAUGUUAGGAAUAUGCACGAAAGAGCUAAAGAUUUUGCUUGUCGUUAUUGUGACAGGACAUUUGCUAAAGCAGAUACUAAGAAAUAUCAUGAAAUGACUCAUACGGGAGAAAAGCCACAUCAGUGCAAGGAAUGUGGUAAAAGAUUUGUACAGCCGGCAGCUUUAAGGACUCAUCGUAAGAUACAUUUGAGACAGAAAGCUAAUUUGGAGGUGAAAGAGAAGUGUAGUGAGAACAUUAAAGGGCGGGAGUUGGAAAAUCCUUCACAGGAAGUGGUGGAGGAGAAUUUUAUAAAGAAUUUUAUAACUGAUGCUAUGGUGGCAGAGAUUUUAAGUGACACCAGUGGAAUAUAAUAUUGUUAUUUAAGGUUAAUAAAUAGUUCUCUUAAUUAUUUUCUUUGGUUCAAUAACUUAUUUUAUUAUUUAAUAAUUUAUUAACUUAAACAUAUUUAUUUUAAAAUUAUAGUAUUUUUUAAUUCGAAUUAAUUACGGCACACGCAAAUAGCUCUACCAUUACAAUAA